This is a messenger RNA of Parascedosporium putredinis, 1341 nucleotides long. Lineage: Eukaryota; Fungi; Ascomycota; Sordariomycetes; Microascales; Microascaceae. The record is from the annotation of a GenBank genome assembly.
AUGAGGACUAUAUCAGAUGACGCGUCCAAGUUCACUUUGAGGGUCCCCACGGGAUCUAGUAUCGAAACAGUCCUCGGCCAGCUCAAGAGCCUGCAGGGACAAGAGACCCACCAAUCCCUCACCUCUCAUGAAUCGGAUGCGGCAGUCAUCCUAACAACGCCUGAAUUCUCCAGGUGGCUGACAAAUGAAGCAUUCAUGAGCGGCCUCCUCUCCUCGUUUGCCAGCCACGACACCCAGGUCCUCGCUGCCGUCGUGGAUGAUCUGAGUCCCUCGAGCCCGUUUGGAACGCCUGCGACCGGCUUCUCCGUCAUGCGCGGCUCUGCAGACAAGAUGCUGCCUGGCUUCAGCACACGAUCCAGCCUCUCCCGGACGACCGGUCCGCCGCAGCGCGGGAGCCUUUCCUUCUACCUGCCCAGCGCCGAAUCCGUGUCCGCCACCAUCCCCCUCGCCAACACCAUUUUCCAAAACGGCCUCGAGUCCACCCUCCUAGCCUCAAGCUGGUCCGUGCAAGAACCCGGCGUCUUCAAACUCUCGGCCAUCGCCGAAAAGAGUCGCCACGGCAUCGUUUGCGCCGCGCAGGCCUCCCCGGCCUCGGCCUGUCGCGAGAUCGAGGUCGACGGCGCCCCGGUCCCGGCCUCCACAGAACUGGAAGCCAGGGUCCAGCACGUUUACGAUAACCGCGCCGCCGCCGACAACCUCUCCACGUCCGGCAUGCCCGUCGAUAUAUGGGCGCUGAUAUCCACCCCCGAGGCGGCCUCCACACCCUCCGUUCUCGAAACCAUGCGGGCGCUGCGGACUUCCAGCUUUGACGGACCAGAAGAGGAAGCCGCAGCUGCCUCCGCAAACGCCAAAACCGCGGCUGAGCUUCUCAUGUCCGGCUUCCGACUUUACCGCAUUAGUGAUGGGGGUGGUGGUUGGGGCAAGCGCCGUGGUCGUCUCUCCCUCGAUGCAGAAUGGGCCUCUUCCGACCCCGCUGCCGACAACCUCGACAUGAUGCUCUCCUCUGCAGAUGACGCUGGCCCGGCCAUCCUUCAGCGGGGUGUCGUCUCUCCCGGAUCCUACAUCCAGUUUGUCACUGCGCCGAACCUUGGAAACUUGGCAGAUCCCAUCGCGUCCCCCUCCUUCCUGACCUCCGUCGUCUUGGGGACCUCCUCAUCCCUUGGAGAUGGUGUUCCGUCCAAAACAAACCCUGGGGAAGAUUUCGCCUGCCUCCGCGGCCACUUUGGCGGUCUUUCAAGGAAGCACCUCUUCCUCACGAACCAGGACGCCACGAGUUCGUCGCAGUCACGGUCCCGCGUGUUCACGCAGAUUGACAGCCCGUAUUCAUACAUCACAUUAUAA